GGAUGAAUUCGGCAAUCGCUGUUGUCUCAUUUCUUGUCUUGAACGAUCUUGGUUGUUAUAAUUACCUGUACGAGUAAUAUAAAAUAUCACAUAACGCUAUCAGAAAGAAGUCGAACGUCGUUGUAUUUCGGUGUUCUGUCUAACACUACAAAUGGCCGUUUAUUAACUGUCAUUUACAGUUUGUUUGAAAUUUAGCGUCGGAAACACAACUGGACACUGCAAGAAAACAGAAGCACACCAGGAUGGCCACUGUGCUGUGCAGCAGAGCCAGGCUGGUUAGCUACCUCCCUGGGCUUCAUGUGUUGGUGCAUCGUGUGGCUGGAGCCAGAGCCUUUUCUGCUGCUGGAUCCUCAGGUUCGGAUGAGCCCCAUGUAGCCAUGACUCCUUCUGGCAUGGGAGUGCAGACAGCGUGGCCUGAUGAAAGCAUGGGGCCUUUUGGACCUCAGGACCAACGCUUCCAGCUACCUGGUAAUGUUGGUUUUGGCUGCCAUCUGGAAGGACUAGUAGAGCAGAAGAGCCUGGCACACAAUAUGACGCCUGAUGUAUUGUCUGCCCCAUCCAGCAGUGAGAGACACGAGUUCAUACUGACCCAUUUCAUUGGAGAGUUCCUUAAGAAAGAUGACCCGGCGUUGUUUCAGGAAGUCAGCAGAGCUGAACAGUACUUUCACAACUCUAGUGUGGAGUGUGCCAUACAGUCCUGCCCGCAACUACUAAAGAAAGAUUUCCAAUCCAUGUUUCCUGAGGCUCCAACUUCUGGUAUGAUGGUGGUCACGGUGACCCAAAAGACCCAGAACGAUAUGACAUCAUGGUGUGCUGAUGUGGAACAGGAGAGAGACCAGAUGCUCGACAAGUUUGUUGAUGGUGCAAAGGAGAUCUGCUACGCCCUGCAGAGAGAAGGAUUCUGGGCUGACUUUAUCGACCCAUCCUCAGGCUUGGCGUUCUUUGGCUCAUACACCAACAACACACUGUUUGAGACAGACGACAGGUACCGUCACCUGGGCUUUCAGAUCGAGGACCUGGGAUGCUGCAGAGUGAUCCGGCACCCUUUGUGGGGAACACAUGUUUUUGUGGGGACAUUAUUUACCAAUGCACCACCCAACAGCCUUAUCAUGAAUAAGUUGCAGGGCAGCUGAACAAGCUCAGGAACACUGGGUUGCUAUUAAAACUAUGAAAAUGUUUAUGGGCUGUUUCUUAAAAUUAUGAAGCUUUAGCCAAGAAUAUCACCACGCUUCUUUAAGAGCAUCAUAAACUGACUCCUCAGUGUUUUUUCCUCUGCAACAUGCAUUUAUAAAUAUUAACUGAUUUUGAUAUAUAUGUAUAGAUUCGAAAUCCAAACUCUGAAAUGCUGCUUUCACAAUAAAGUAUUUCUUGACU
Chelmon rostratus (copperband butterflyfish) is the source of this 1374-nucleotide messenger RNA. It is a transcript of the gene mmadhcb, whose product is annotated as metabolism of cobalamin associated Db. Lineage: Eukaryota; Metazoa; Chordata; Actinopteri; Chaetodontiformes; Chaetodontidae. Gene Ontology annotation, biological process: cobalamin metabolic process. The transcript has 8 exons. The record is from RefSeq and is a predicted model, not a curated record. Bases 243 to 1133 code for a protein of 296 amino acids. Gene Ontology annotation, cellular component: mitochondrion.